Molecule: messenger RNA, 2011 nt
Organism: Aegilops tauschii subsp. strangulata
Lineage: Eukaryota; Viridiplantae; Streptophyta; Magnoliopsida; Poales; Poaceae
Product: NADPH-dependent aldo-keto reductase, chloroplastic
Molecular function (GO): oxidoreductase activity
Source: RefSeq, a predicted model, not a curated record
AACUCCACCGGCCGCUUGUCGCCGUUCUCCGCCUUGUGGCAUGCCCGCAUUGCCUUCCGGCUUCCGGUCUUCCCCCCUUGGCCGCGUCUCUCCUCUUCUGGCGGCCGUCGUCGGCUUCCCUCCACUUCGCCUUCCCCGGAGACUCUCGACGGGCGACGCCGUAAACAGCUCAAGGAUCGAUCAGCUUCUAUUCCAACCCAAUCGCAAGCUUUUGGGGGCCAUAUAACCAGCAGAGAUGGCCGAAUCCUUUGUCCUCAACACCGGCGCAAGAAUACCGUCGGUUGGCCUCGGCAUGGCGAAAACAGAGCCCGGGACCGUCGGGGAGGCCGUCUACGCCGCCGUCAAGGCUGGAUAUCGGCAUAUUGAUUGUGCUCCAGCGUACCGCAAUGAGAAGGAGAUUGGUCUGGCUCUGAAGAAACUGUUUGAGGACUCUGUGGUUAAGCGUGAAGAUUUGUUUAUCUCUUCUAAGUUGUGGUCUGGUAAUCAUGCCCCAGAAGAUGUGCCAGAGGGCAUUGACACUACUCUUGAAGAUUUGCAACUGGAGUACUUAGACCUGUUCCUUAUCCACGCUCCGGUCCGAACUAAUAAAGGAGCUAUCCGAACCGCUGAAAACUAUAUUCCUCUUGAUGUCCCUGCUACAUGGGGGGCGAUGGAGAAGUUAUACGACUCCGGCAAGGCUCGUGCAAUCGGCGUGAGCAACUUUUCUUGCAAGAGGAUGGAGGAUUUGCUUGCCAUUGCUAGAGUAACUCCUGCUGUUAACCAGGUUGAGUCCCAUCCAGGUUGGCAGCAAAUGAAACUCCGCGAACUUUGCCGGUCAAAGGGUGUUCAUCUUUCUGCAUAUUCACCCUUAGGUAGACCUGGAUCACCUGCGUUCACGGGUCCAAGCUUUCUUAGCAACCCUAUUGUCGUCUCUAUUGCCGAGAAGUUGCAACGAAGUCCUGCACAGGUUGCUCUACGCUGGGGUCUUCAAGUGGGUCAGAGUGUCCUUCCAAAAAGCAUCAAUGAAACAAGGAUAAAGGAGAACUUUAACAUAUUUGACUGGUCUAUUCCUGAAGAUUUGAUGUCAAAGUUCUCUGAAAUCCCGCAGAUUAAGACUCUAAGAGCUGAAUUUGUAGUUCACCCCCAAGGUAUUUACAAAACCGUGGAGGAUUUUUGGGAUGGUGAAAUCUGAAGUGUAUGAAGUUCUGAUGAAGGAUGGCAUUAUAUCAUGCUAGCGUACUUCUUGUCAUUGGUUGUAGGGCACCGCUAGGCAUCAGACUACGGAUGUUUGGCUCCCUGUCAGACCAGUCCUUGUCCGUUCGAUCCAAAGCACGGUAGACGUCCGAUAUACUGGAAAUUUUGCUGCUAGUGCAUAACGAGUUUCGUCGAUCAAGGAAGCAUAAUGUAUGACAUUGAGCAUCUUCCGCACACCAAUAUUUGCUUCCAUCUUCGUUUGUAAUAUUUGCUCCAUAUAAAACUAUCUCCUAGUAUCAAAUAUUUUCUGUCAGAAGCAUUGUUCCACGGACUAGAGAUUUCAUGAACCAAACAGUGAUUUGCUUCCAUCAAAAAGAAAAAUUAUUUAGACCAGUUUCAAAAGCAUCAAUCUCUUGUUUCCAUCAACUAUAAAAUUGCUUCCAACCAAAGUAGUAACAAAAUUGCAAACGAAACGAUCUUUUCGUAUACAGAUUUUUUCUACUUCACAAACCAUGUGGCAGCAGGACAUGUAUGAUGAUGCAUUGAAACAGACUAAUACUUUGUGAACACAAAUUUACAAAUUCAUUUACAACAAUAGUAAAAUACUAUUACAACAAUAAUUUCAUUUUGUUGUAGUCGUCAUAGCGGAGGGCGACAAUCCGAUCAUGACAAUGUCAGCGUUUGCCAUGAGCUCUGCAUCGCUCGUCGUAGAACCGACAACUUAGAGCCCGGUUGGUCUAGUAAUCAACACACAUUGCAUCAUUAUUGGGAAUCUGUACAACUGAAGCAUUCAGUGAGAAAGAAGGAAGCACAAAAUUUAGUAGCUUGUACAAAAAUC